Doryrhamphus excisus (bluestripe pipefish) is the source of this 1077-nucleotide messenger RNA. It is a transcript of the gene colec10, whose product is annotated as collectin sub-family member 10 (C-type lectin). The record is from RefSeq and is a predicted model, not a curated record. Gene Ontology annotation, molecular function: growth factor activity. NCBI's taxonomy places the organism in Eukaryota, Metazoa, Chordata, Actinopteri, Syngnathiformes, Syngnathidae. Gene Ontology annotation, biological process: ossification.
UUUGGUUACGUCUCUCAGUAGGCACACCGACCACAGAGGAGGCAACACAGCCGACAUAAAGUUGCCAAAUAACAUGGCAUUUAUGAUAAUGGCAGGAAGAUGCAUCCCGGGAUUGCUGUUACUCUGUCUUCCAGUCUUACUGACCUCCCUUUCUGCAGCCACAGAGGUCUGCAGCAACUCCCUCAUACCUGGAGCUAAAGGAGAUCAAGGUGAGCUUGGUGAAGAGGGAGAUCAGGGAAAACUGGGGAAGAAAGGACCUCCAGGAUGUCCAGGAGCAGCCGGAGAAGUGGGGCUCAAAGGAGCGCUUGGUCCCAUGGGAAAGACGGGACCGGAUGGAGACAAAGGGGACAAAGGAGACACAGGUCUGGAUGGGCCCUCUGGUUUGAAGGGGAAAUCAGCAGGCGCUACAUGUGACUGUGAAAGGUACAAGAGAAUGAUGGGACAGAUGGAUGUUCAUGUAGGCAAGCUGAGGAAUUCGGUCAAGUUUGUCAAAAAUGUCGUGCCGGGCUUAACAGAAAAUGAAGAGCACUACUACCUGCUGGUGAGGGAGCCCAAAGACUUCAAGGAGGCCUCACUGAGCUGCCAGCUGAGGGGCGGCACCCUGGCCGUGCCAAGCACCAACGACAGUAACCGCCUCGUGGCAGACUAUGUUGGUCAGGCAGGACUCACAAGAGUUUACAUCGGCGUGCAGGCUCGGAGCAGGGACACGGGUGGAGCAAACGGCUCACAGAAUGGACUUUCCAGUCCAUUCCGGGGGUUUGAAGCUUGGAGUCAGGAUGAGGAGCUCAGUUCUUCUGGCUCCAACUCAAGCUGUGUGGAGCUGCUCAGCACUGGGACGUGGGGGCGUGUGGAGUGUGACGCUGCCAUGUUUUUCAUCUGUGAGUUUCCAAAAAGCAGGAGAAGAAGAGGAGGAGGAGCAAGAGGGGCUACCUACUCUUCAUCUUGAGUCAUUACUCUAAUUGUACUUCAUGCAAGUACAAUUAAAUACAUGAUGUAUCAUGGAUGUUCUCACAUUUGAAAUGUUUUCACUGUGUGUAUUACUCUCCUUCUCCACACCAUUAAAAGCCUCAUACUGCA